CAAAGUGGGAGAGAAGCAGAGUGUCAUUGGUGGAAUGAAUGAGCCAAUCACAGCCCUUCAUGAACGAUAGAGCAAUUUUCGAAUUUUAUUUCAGCACGAACAUUUGAAAAGAUAGGGAUUUUUCUUUUUUAAACAUCUCUAGAAAAAGCACUGCUUUAUUGUAUAGCAAAUUCAAACCAGUCAUCCAUACGUGUUUUAUUCAGAAGCAAUAAGCACCGAACGUCGAAACAGAAAGCUAUGUCAAAUCGGAAAAGUGAAUCCCUGGCUUCCUCGCUGGUGACAGGUGUAAACCAUGCCAUGGCCCGGCUGGUGGACAUCUGGGACGGCAUUGGCAUUAUGGAGGCACAGAGAGUAGAGCGGAUGGAGACCGUUAAAAAACACAUUGAGGGCCUAUUAAAUGACAUGAUCACAGAGGAGGAAGCCUUGAAGCAGCGCAUCAGGACCAAUAUAAUCACCUUUGAAAAACAGCUGGAUACCCUGUGUCAGGAACUGUCACUGGAUCCAUACAAAUUGGGGGACGGUCUCACAGUCCUCCAAAUUGAGAAGAGCCUGCGUCUGCGCGUGGAGGUCCUGACCAAGGAGAAGGGGGAGCGUUUAAAGGAGCUCCACGGACUGCAGCAGCAGGAAAAGGAACUGUGUGUGGAGCUGUGUGUCACACCCUAUUACAUCCCCACGGGCAGCAUGCCCUCAUCCACACAGCUGCAGGAGCUCAGAGAGCACAUCCAGACCCUGAGUGAGGAGAAGAAGAGUCGUGCAAUGGUGUUCUCAGGUCUGCGUGAGGACAUCAGGAAGCUGAUGAAUGAGAUGGGUCAUGAACCAGAGACUAGCCUCGAGAAAGAGUCUGUCUGCCACGACGAGGAGAUAUUCCUGCUCACUCAUGAAAACAUUAAGGCCCUCAUGCAGCUGCUCUCCCAGAUGAAGGUGAAGAAAGAGUCCCUAAUGGACACUGCAGCGAAGCUGAAAGAACGAGCCAUGUGUUUGUGGAAUCGUCUGGACAUACUGGAGCAAAACCGCGAUGCGUUUCAGGAGAGCGUGCAGGGUACCCUCUCUGAUCAAAUCACCCAGUGGAAGCGCGAGGUGGAGCGUCUGACAGAGCUUCAGAAGGCUAAACUCAAGGAUGUAAUUGAGAAGGUCAGACAGGAGCUGGUGGCUGUCUGGGAUGAGUGCAACCUAGCCCCUGAGCAGAGAGAACGAUUCAGCGCCCACUUCUGUGAUGAUAACUUCACAGAGGAGUUGUUGGCGUUGCAUGAUGCUGAGCUAUUGAAGGUGAAAGAUUACUAUGCCCAGGUGAAGCCCUUACUGGAGGUGCUGCAGAAAUGGGAGAAGUACUGGGCCCUCUUUCAGGAGUUUGAGAAAAAGGCCAAUGAUCCAAACCGAUUCUCGAACCGAGGAGGAGCCCUUCUUAAAGAAGCCAAAGAGAAGGUCAAAGUUCAGAAGAUGCUCCCAAAGUUGGAGGAGGAGCUGAGGAUGGGGGUGGAGGCCUGGGAGACAGAGCACAGAUCUGCCUUCCUGGUCCAGGGCCAGAGGGUCAUGACCUACAUCUCCAGCCAAUGGGAAGACCACAAGCAGCAGAGGGGCAAGGAGAAAAGUGAACGUGCCGCCACCACAAAGAAGGGCGAUACAACAACUCCUUUUAAAACUCCCACGAAGAGGCCCCAUGGAGGGACUAGUGGCCCCACCCCCAACAAAAUCAAGAAGACUCCCAACCAGCCUGCCAUGGUGCGCUCGUACAGCAGCAGCUCAUCUAGCACCUUCAUCAGUGUCUCCAGUGUCAAGCCUCCCCUCGCCCAGAAAACCAGGACCCAGGAGAGCAGCAGUCAGAGGACACCCAUGCAGGAGUACAACAGCAUAGAGAGGAAGCCGCCGGUCGACAUCUCCUACUCGGAUUUCACUAGUGCGCUCUCCAAAAAGACUAGCGAUGACGUUUUGAAUUCAACAGCGAAGGACCUUUUGGGAUUUUCUCACGACGGGCCCCGUUUUUAAAGGAAUGCAUGCAGAGUUCCCCGGUCAGAGGUCGUGUCCUCUUGACAGUCCUGCGGUCUGUGUUUUUAGAAUGGUCUGUGAACAUCUCUGGUAAGGGAAAGCCUCAAAUGACAAGUCGUUGCAUUUUUAUUAUUUUUCUGCGCUUAGCGGACUCAUCAAAGCGACUUAAAGGUGCCAAUAGGGUUAAGUGCCUUGUCCGCUAGGCAACAUUUUAUUUUGUGGCCGCGCCCAGUGGAGCAGCUCUUUUGACAACUAGGCUAUCUGCCAUCGCAGUACUUUUUCUUUGCAAAUCAUUUUAGCGAAUCAGGGACUUAAAGUGAAGUUUUUGCUUUUGUUUAGUAAUGUUUCUUUAGAUACCUUGUAUAGAUCGGAAAUGGGGACAUUUGUCUUUAUUGAGAUGGCAGGAAGGGGCAGCGUCUGUACUUUUCAUUGUCCAUAUUUGAUGUUGUCGGGUUUGUUUCUUCCCCUGUCUGUUUUAUAUGUGUAUAUACAUGUGUUGAUUAAAAAUAUCUGAA
Messenger RNA from Esox lucius (northern pike), 2498 nucleotides. RefSeq lists its product as uncharacterized. The record is from RefSeq and is a predicted model, not a curated record. Gene Ontology annotation, molecular function: microtubule binding. Gene Ontology annotation, cellular component: mitotic spindle midzone; cytoplasm; spindle. Bases 238 to 1983 code for a protein of 581 amino acids. The transcript is spliced from 14 exons. Lineage: Eukaryota; Metazoa; Chordata; Actinopteri; Esociformes; Esocidae. Gene Ontology annotation, biological process: mitotic spindle midzone assembly; microtubule cytoskeleton organization.